Closterium sp. Naga37s-1 is the source of this 2313-nucleotide messenger RNA. NCBI's taxonomy places the organism in Eukaryota, Viridiplantae, Streptophyta, Zygnematophyceae, Desmidiales, Closteriaceae. The record is from the annotation of a GenBank genome assembly.
AUGAAAUCGGACCGAACCUGCAUUUUGGAGAGUUCUGAGUUCUCCGCUCUCCACUCCUCCGUUCCUCAAUUCCCCGCUCCCCAAUUUCCGGCUCCCCAGUUCCCCGCUUCCCAAUCCCCCGCUCCCCAAUUCCCCGCUCCCUGGUUCACCCCGCUCUCCCCGUCUCCCUCUCUGUCGCGCCCACCCUGCCGCCUUUUCUCGUGCCUGCGACUCGCCCCAGUCCUCUCGUGCGCUUGCCGCGUCCCGCGCGGCAUCCGCGCUCGCCCGCGCCAUUUUCCUGCGAAUUCACUGCCUGUUCCGCGCCUGCGUUUCCGCAUGUCCCCCGCAUUCGUCUCCGCGGCUCUCCUUGCUUCCGCGGCCCUCUCCCCCGCCCCCUUCCCCGCGUUCGCUGCCGCCACCACUUCCGCGGUGUGCUCUCGCAUUGCCCCGCCGAUGCUGAUUGCGCAGGCGCUCCACGUGCUAGCGCGCGCACCCCCUUCCCCAUCGCCCGACGCCUCCCCUCGAUCUCCUCCCCUUUUCCCCCUCAUCCCCCUCAUCCCCCUCAACCCCUCUUCCUUCGUCCCCCCUCCCCCCGCGUCCCCCCUUCCCCCUUUGUUCGCCCUCCCCUCUCGUCCCCCCUCUCCCCUCCCCCUUUCCCCCUCGUCUCUCCCGCGCAGCAAUGGGAGGCGGUAUACGGGCUCUCCCCCGACUCCCCCACGCCCCCCGCCAACCUCUCCUUCCCCGCGCACGUGCCCCCCGCGCCCCACCUGGACGACUGCGCCAACCGCACGCACUGGCGCUGGCACGUGGAGCAGCGCGGCGCCGACUCCUCUCCCCCCGACUGGACUACACCCUCCGCCUGCUGCGGCUGCGCACCCCAACCGCCCUGGGUGCGUUCGAGGCACAGACGCGGGCAAUCUAGCGCUGACACGUGUGGCGCAGAGGGACAUCUGGGCGAGCCAGUUCCCACCCGCCAACUGCAGUGGACGGCGACUGCUAGUGGCUCCGUGGCCUCAUGCGGCCACGCACCCCAUAGGAGCACAGCUGCUGGUGGCGACGGCGUAUCUGAGCAUGGCGAUGCACCACAACCGCACGCUCGUCAUGCUCCCUGGCUCCUUCUCCCGCGCCAACCACUCCGCCUGCAAAGCUGUAGGGCAGGAGGGGUCGUUCGACUGCUACUUCCUGCCCAUGACCGCUCAGGCGUGCACUGACAGGGCUGUUGCUGCCAUGGCCGCCACGGCCGCAGCAGCACAGGGUGCAGCGGUAGGUGCAGCAGCAGGAGCAGCAGAAGUAGGUGCAGCGCCGGCAGCAGCACCCGCGGCAGCAGGGGCGGGGGUGGAGGAGGUGGUGGUGGUGGCGGAGGGUGGGAGCAAGGCGGCAGUGCUGGCAUCGGAGCAGGCAGUGGUGUUGCUCAAUGAUACCUCUGACCGCGACCACUGCGAUGCCGUCAGGCUGUGGGGCUCGCCGCAUUGCAACCGUCCAAGUGUGGUGGAGCUGGCAGGGAAGAUGCACCCCCUCAACGAGCCUCAGCUUAAGCUGCGCUGGUGGCAGGCCCAAGCCCUCCGCUUCCUGCUGCGCUGGCCCUCCUUGCACCUGUGCCAAACCAUCAACCGCAUGCGCCACUCGUCCUACGGCCUCUCAGUCGCCUCCCAGGUCGCAGCAGUCACCACGCAGCGUGCAGCCAUCAUCGCAGCACUAGCGAGCAACAACGUGCACCCGGCGUACGCGUCCAUGCGCAUGAACGGCAGCGACGAGGCCAAGUUCCUCCAGUCCUUCAACUUCUCGCAUUCCCAGAGCCUCGAGGCCGACGUGUGGCCGGGCGAGGGCUUUGAGGGGUGCUACCAGUACAAGGGCCCGGGGCCGGCACGGGUGGACAGGGUGUAUGAGGCGGUGGGGCGGGAGGUGUUCAUGAUGCGCCCUGUGGUGGGGCUGCAUGUGCGCCAGGUGGAGGACGCGGGCAGCAAGGCAAGCGUGCGGUCGCUGGCGGGGUUCAUGUUCUCGCUGUAUGGCAUGCGCAAGCACGUGCCCUCGCUCUCCCACGUGUGGCUCAGCUCCAGACUGCAGCUGGACAUAGAGCACUCGAAGCAAUUCUCCGACUGGAACUUCCUGCACUCAGACCACCCGCGGCAGAGCGCCCCGCAGGCAGUAACGGAGUACGAGAAGCAGGUGGGGCUGCAGGUGAGCGUGGGGGCGAGCCUGGCAAACCUGCUGGUGGCGGCGGAGAGUGACUACUUUGUGGGCACGCUCAACUCCGACUGGAGCCGCCUCAUUGACGCGCUCAGAAGCACCAAUGGCCGCCUCUUUGCUGGCUUUGUGGCUGUGGAGGAGUGGUGA